AGAUUAAUUUUACUCCCAUUCACAGCUGUUCAAGUUUGUUAAGAUAGGAAUGGUAUUUUUAAGAUAUAUAUAAUUGAAUAAUUUAAAGAAUAUUCAUAUUGUUUUUGUUAUCAUGUGGGCUGAUACUAUUUUAAUUGUAUUUAUUAGUAUUUGUACAGCAUUAUUAGGAGAAGGUUUAACGUGGUUAAUGGUUUAUAGAACAGAAAAAUAUCAAAAAUUGAAAGCUGAAAUAGAAAAACAAAGUAAAAAAUUGGAAAAAAGAAAAGAAGCACAUGGAGAUUCAUUAGAUAAACAACAGAAAAAAAAAAUUGAACGAGAAGAAGAAAGAUUAAAGAAUAAUAAUAGAGAUUUAUCUCUUGUAAAAAUGAAAUCAAUGUUUGCAAUUGGAUUUGCAUUCACAGCUCUUUUAAGUAUGUUUAAUAGCAUUUUUGAUGGUAGAAUUGUGGCAAGAUUGCCUUUUGUUCCAAUUAGUUGGAUACAAGGUUUAUCACAUAGAAAUCUUCCAGGAGAUGACUAUACAGAAUGUUCAUAUUUUUUAUAUAUAUUAUGUACUAUGAGUAUUAGACAGAAUAUUCAAAUGCUUGGAUUUGCUCCUUCUAGGACUGCAAGUAAACAAAGUGGAAGUAUUUUUGGUCCUCCACCUCAACAAUUUAAAUGAAUUUGAG
This is a messenger RNA of Apis florea (little honeybee), 665 nucleotides long. Its product is annotated as calcium load-activated calcium channel. NCBI's taxonomy places the organism in Eukaryota, Metazoa, Arthropoda, Insecta, Hymenoptera, Apidae. Gene Ontology annotation, cellular component: cytoplasm; endoplasmic reticulum membrane; endoplasmic reticulum. The record is from RefSeq and is a predicted model, not a curated record. Gene Ontology annotation, molecular function: calcium channel activity. Gene Ontology annotation, biological process: endoplasmic reticulum calcium ion homeostasis.